CACCGCGCCCCUGGCCCCGCCCACCCCGCCCGGGCCCCGCCCACCCCGCCCCACCCACUCCCACCCCCACCCCACCCCCGGCGGGAGGGCGAGCGCCUGCGCCGCGACAACGCCCUGCUGCGCCAGCAGCCGUGCUCGUCAGCGGGGUCAGAGGUCAGUGCCAGGCGGGAAAGGCCCCGAACUUGGCAGUUUUCCACCCAAAACCGCGUCCUUCCCGCUGCCCCUUCCCGGAAGCCGGGGGGGGGGGGAACGGCGCCGGAGGGGGGGGAUGGCGCCGGGGGACAGACGGACGGCGCCGGGGGACGGACGGACGCGGGGACAUAAACGGCGGCGGCGGCGCCGGGGCCCCGGCACUGCCGCGAUGAAGGUCGCAGCCGCCACCGGCCUCAUCCUCGUCCUCGUCCUGCUGCUGGGGCUGCCGACGCCGGGCAGGAUGGCUCUGCUCCCCCCCGAGCCGUCGCGGGAGCCGCAGCCCCGGGCUGAGGUCGGGCUCCAGCAGGUUCUGCUCCCCUCUGAGCCGUCGCUGCAGCCCCAGUUGGAGACCAGGAACCAGCAGGGCCGCCGCCGCCGCCGCCGCCGCCACGGCUCCCACUUCCCGCUCUGCUCCUACUGCUGCAACUGCUGCCGCAACCGGGGCUGCGGCCUCUGCUGCCGCACCUGAGCCCCCC
Rhea pennata is the source of this 668-nucleotide messenger RNA. It is a transcript of the gene HAMP, whose product is annotated as hepcidin antimicrobial peptide. Lineage: Eukaryota; Metazoa; Chordata; Aves; Rheiformes; Rheidae. The coding region runs from base 269 to 661 and encodes 130 amino acids. The record is from RefSeq and is a predicted model, not a curated record. The transcript is spliced from 5 exons. Gene Ontology annotation, biological process: intracellular iron ion homeostasis. Gene Ontology annotation, cellular component: extracellular region.